This is a messenger RNA of Drosophila melanogaster (fruit fly), 484 nucleotides long. RefSeq lists its product as uncharacterized. The transcript has a single exon. Bases 79 to 420 code for a protein of 113 amino acids. Lineage: Eukaryota; Metazoa; Arthropoda; Insecta; Diptera; Drosophilidae. The record is from RefSeq and is marked reviewed.
GGUAUUAAGUACCAAUCCAGCGAACAUCCAUCAAUCAGCGGCCUUUAAUCUGUUUGAAUCCCUUCGAGACGUACAAAAAUGAAGUUCCUUGCCCUGAGUCUCGCCCUGAUCGCCGUGAUCUCCUGCUCUCUGGCCAUACCUGUGGAUUUCGAAAAUGGAGAACCACUGACACUCUUGGAAUUGGAGGCGGAACAGGAGCCACAAGUUGAUGAACUGGAGGGCGAGAGAGUGGUUCGAGGACUGGGAGGACUUGGAGGACUUGGCGGCAAGUUCGGCGGCUUUGGAGGACUCGGCGGCUUGAAGGGAGGAUUCGGUGGUCUUGGUCACGGCUUUGGCGGUGGUUUUGGAGGACACGGUUUCGGCGGCGGCUUCGGUGGACUUGGCAGCUUCAAGAGCCUAUUCGGCAAGAAGUUCCGCUAAAGCAACAGCACUCACCCAAAAUAUAGUCUAAGAGUUUCGUAAUAAAGCUUAGUUAAGUAACAUU